Messenger RNA from Asparagus officinalis (garden asparagus), 1181 nucleotides. RefSeq names its product reticulon-like protein B8. The record is from RefSeq and is a predicted model, not a curated record. NCBI's taxonomy places the organism in Eukaryota, Viridiplantae, Streptophyta, Magnoliopsida, Asparagales, Asparagaceae. The transcript has 6 exons. The coding region runs from base 204 to 944 and encodes 246 amino acids.
GAAACAAGUGCUGAGACGCAGCCAACCAAAUCAAAGCAGCCAUAGAGUCCCGAGCCGGUCUUCACGCUGAGCGCGUGCGAAAUUUUUCCAUGAACUUCAAACCCUCUCUCUGAAUCCUACCUAAAUCCUGAUAAAUUAUCAUUUCCUUCAAAAUUUAAAAUCGCCUCAUCUCUCCAACCAUUGGAAUUAUCGACUGAUAAAAAAUGCAUGAGCAAGGGGAGCAUGUGGCUGAGAAGUUGCUGAACAAUAUAAUGGAGAGCUUUGCUGAUGGUGGAUCGAAGCAAAAGAGGUUCUUUGAUGAGGGGACUUCAGUAUCGACUCAAAUGAACAAGCUUUUUGGGCGGCAGAAGUCUGUUCACCACAUCUUGGGCGGUGGAAAAUCUGCUGAUGUCUUGUUAUGGAGGAGCAAGAAGAUAUCUUCUAGUGUUUUGGUUGGGGCAACGGCGGUCUGGGUGCUCUUUGAGUGGCUCAAUUACCAUUUCUUAACUAUUGUUUGCUUUGGUUUGGUCAUUGGCAUGCUCAUUCAGUUUGUUUGGUCUAAUGCUUCAGGCCUAGUGAAUAGGUCAACAUCGGAGGUGCCUAGAUUUGUUUUGCCUGAUGACCUGUUCGUGAAUAUUGCCAUGUCGAUUGGUGCCCAAAUCAAUCAGUUUUUGGGGUUCAUUCAGGAUGUGGCUUGUGGGAGGAACUUGAAGCAGUUUGUUAUGGUUGUCGCUGGCUUAUGGGCUGCUGCUAUCAUAGGGAGCUGGUGCAAUUUUCUGACUGUUCUUUACAUUGGGUUUAUUUCUGCUCAUACUCUACCGGUGCUUUAUGAGAGGUACGAAGAUCAGGUUGAUGACUUGGUCUACAAUCUCCUAGGGCAGUUUCAGAAUCACUACAGGAAGCUGGAUGAAGGCGUAUUGAGCAAAAUACCAAAGGGAAACCUCAAGUCCAAGAAAACCGAUUAAGUUUAGUUAUCCUUUGCCAGCAAAAUAUUCAAAAAAUUGUCAUCCUAGACUUAUUCUGCUGCUAUUUAUUCUGUCAUAGAUGAUAUCUAUAUUAAUAGAUGUUGGAUAUUUUUUUAAGAACGAAGUAGAUGUUGGAUAUUAUCUACUGUAAAUUCAUUUUCGUUUCACCUAGAUGAAUUUACUGCUCAAGUCAGCAUUUAAACCUAUUAAUGCAUUCUAUCUGUUAUAUAUUCUGAA